AUGAUAAAAGCAUAUCGAUUUGGUUUAUCCGUUGAAGACGACGCUGAUGAUUCGGAUGUUAGUCUUCUUGAUGAUGAUGAUCCAGAUGGAUUAUCAAUUACCACAAACACAUCUUUACAAGUUGCUGAUGAAGAUAAUGAUUUAACCAAUUUCACAAUUAUUGAUAUUCAACACAAUACACACAAUUUUGAUGAUGAUGAUGAUAAAAGUUCUUCAGCAUUACGUUUAUCAUGCUUUGCACACACUUUACAAUUAUCUAUACGAGAUGGACUUAAAAAGGCUUCUCAUGUGCCCAAGGUACUUGCUAAAUGUCAAGCCUUGGCUAAAUUUUCACAUAAAUCAACAAAAAUUGCUGAUAUGCUCGAUCAAUUGAAUAAACACAUCAAUAAAUCAAACGUUACCAGAUGGAAUAGCGAGUAUUUAUUGAUUAAAUCAAUUUUAUCUCUUGGUAAAAUCGAUGCUGAUGCUAUAACGUCUUUAAUGGACAAUCUAGUGAAGUUUUCUAAUAAUGAUUUUAUUAUAUUAGAAGAAAUAGUUAUCAUCCUCGAUCCAUUUUAUGAAAUAUCAAUAAAAUGCCAAGCAGAAGCUGUCGUUACUGCAAGUUUGGUUGUACCUUCUGUUCUGCAUUUAAUAAAUCAUCUCCGUGAUAUUAAACGGGAUGUUAAAUUUUGUAGCAGAUUGGUACAACAAUCACAAUCAUCUCUUGAAAAGAGAUUUUGUAGUAUUAUGGAUCGAUUAAAUCAAGCUGAUGUUAUCGAUGAUGAGCAUUAUGGUGAUCCGUUGUACUUCAUGGCCGCAGUCCUUGAUCCUGCAUUUAAAUUCUUCUGGGUUCGUGAUCUACAAUUGUCCGUUCAAAUGGAAAAUCGAUUAAAACAACAUAUUAUUCAGUUAAUUGUUGAUGAAAUGAAUAAAGAACCAAUUCUAUCAUCAGGACAUUUUGAUAGAAUCAGUCCUGCAAGAACAUCAGCAGGUUCUACGUCGACACCUAAAGCCAAACGCCGAAAAUUGUUUGAUUACGAUGAUGUUAAUAGUGCUGAUUUAAAUGAGUCGAAUGCACUUGAUCCUGUCGUUGAAUUGGAUGCUUAUUUGAAUGAUCCUGUACGAUUACCAUUUUCGGAUUAUUGGCAUCGUUCGCAACUAAGUAUUUUGAAACGAUUAAUUACUCGUAUAUUUUCGGUGCAAGCGUCCUCCGCUCCUAUCGAGCGUGUGUUUUCUCAUGUCGGACUUAUACUGACGCCCAAGAGAAUAAAUAUGAAUGAGCAGAUGUUACGUGAUCGUGCAUUUUUACGUGUUAAUCAAAAUUUAUUAUGA
Adineta ricciae is the source of this 1311-nucleotide messenger RNA. NCBI's taxonomy places the organism in Eukaryota, Metazoa, Rotifera, Eurotatoria, Adinetida, Adinetidae. The record is from the annotation of a GenBank genome assembly.